AAUAUUGCCAUAGCAACAGACCUGCUACUUCAUAGCAUGCCCUGGCUCCACAAACCAGUAACUCCCUAACAUUAGCUAGCUAGCAAGCUAACAAGAAAAGCCAGCUAAAACGUGUGAUAUAGACUAACUAGGGGUUACGGCUGUACGGAUAAUUUACCAAUGUAUUUGUCAAGCUAACUAACUAAUUGCGACUGCUCUGUUUUGGAUGGCUGUUCAUCUUGAAAAUUCUCCUCAUAAUGCUAUCCUGUAGCCACCCCCUGGCGAAAUCAAUAUGGCAUCUGAUAGCUACCCAUCACAUGAGGGCAGGAAGAAGAAGAAAAAGAGUGACGAAUGUAUAAAGAGCAAAGACAAAGAGGCUGAUGUCCUGAAGGUCCAGGUGGACAUAGAGGAGCUCACAGCCUCUGGCCACAUUGCCCUAAAGCAAGGGGACUGUGAAGAAGCCCUCCGCUGUUUCAAAAAGGCCUUCAAAGCUUCCAUAGAGUUAAAGGAGACCAGAGUCCAGCAGGCAUGUGCCUUUAACCUGGGAGCUGCCUACGUGGAGGCGGGUAAAGCCCUGAAGGGGCUGGACUUCCUGAAGCGGGCCCAGCCAGGAGAGAAGGGGGAGCGGGUAGCAGACCUCCAGUUCAAUCUGGCCGUAGCCCAUGAGAUCCUGGGGAACCACGGCCAGGCGGCUGGUUACUACCUCCAGGCAGCCCAGCUGUACCGCUCCCAGGGGGACGGGGCCAGUGAGGGGGACUCCUGUAUGAAAAUGUCCCACUGUCACCUGCUCCUAAAGGACUGGACCCAGGCAGCUCAAAGCUUCCAGAGGGCUGGAGAGAGCUACAGGAUGGCAGGCAAGCUGGACUCAGCCACCAUGGCCUACAAAGAGGCAGGGAGUCACAUGCUCCAGUCAGAUGACUUCACCACAGAUGAUAUCAUCACCGUGCUCACUGAUUGCCUCGAGCUGAGCAAUAACAUCAAAGACCCAGAGUUGCUCGGUAAGGUGUACAAUGACCUGGGCCUGAUUUUCUCCCAGCUGAAAUUGUUCCAGGAGGCAGCCGGGUGCUAUGAGCGGGCCCUGCCCCUGGCCAGCACCAGGCCCAGCAGGCUGGCCGUGGUCCUACAGAACCUGGGAGCCGUUCACAACACACUGAGCCAGUACCGGCAGGCCCUGGACUACCACCGCCAGGCAGCCAACCUGCAUGGGUCUUUGGGCAGUCGUCGUGCUCAGGGCCGCUGCUUCAGUAACUUGGCCUUUGCUCUCAGUCAGCUGGGGGAGAAUGAGGAGGCAGCAGAGAACUACCUCCACGCCUUGCAGGCCUUCAAAGACACUGAUGACUAUAAGGGCCAAUGGCAGACUUGUGAGUGUUUAGGGGAAGCUCGUUUUAAGUUGAGAGACCUGGAGAGAGCCACCCUCUACUACAAACAAGCUCUGGGUUUACUGUCAAAGUGCAAGGACUCGUCCAGCUCGGUCCAGGAGCGUCUGGUCAACAAGCUGAGCGAGGCCCUGCAACACAGGCUGUCACUGAUCACCCCUGGAAAACCCCAGAGAUGUCUCGGCCCUCGUCUACACACUCAAAAUAGAAAAGCUGUUCUGAAUGGCCAUAGGGCAAAGACUGAGCCCCAAGUGAGUGGAGCUGGCUCAGCAGAGGUGUCUACCGGAGAGCCGGGGAAGGAGGAGAAUGCCCCGGGGCCAGAUGGAGAACAGGCACACUCAGUGACCAUGGGAGAAGCAGGUGACUCCCAGUCACCGGUGACAGGAUCUCUCACUGAGCAGCCGGGCUAUCGGACUGUGCUGCCAGGGGCAAACAGGAACCUGAAUAAUCAUUUUGAGCAUCCUGACCCCCAUUACCAGGACCCAUCAAACCACCCUGUACUCGCCCAGCAGAGCGAGAAUUUAUAUGAGCGCAUUAAACCGAUGACAACACAGACUAACAGUGAGACUCCAUUGUCCGAGAGCUCCGAAGUUUCACCCACUGCUGCGUCAGAUAAUGAAGAGACCAUACCCCUGUUAAAGAAACGGAAGUCCCAAAUCUGCACGGUCAUGUAGAUGCAAGUCCAGGCUAAUGUGGUUGGUUAAUUGAAAGUAUUCAUAGGAAUGACUCUAUUGAGUGUAUUUCUAUGGGUAAAAUCUGCUCUUUGCAAAUUGGUAUAUAAAAUACUAAUGCACAUGUAAGUAAGUGCUACUCUAUAAUAUUGUCUGUCUCAUCUCCUGCACGUACAAGUGUUGCCUUGUCAUUGCAUUUGUCUUCCAAACAAUCCCUGUGUGUGUAUGCUGGUCAUUGUCCCCCACAAUGAAAUCGGGGAAGGCACUUUGGAUCUGUUUCCGUCCGUUAGUAGGUUCACGUGUUAGUCACAAGCGAUAUCUCAGACAGCACUGGCCCGGUUUUGACUAAACUUGGGUGAAUGAUGCGUCUUGCCAUAGCGUUACGGCAUUUAGAAAAUUACACUGAUUGGCCAGAUGGUGGCUCUAACGAGAUUGAAAAUGCAAACUUUGAAAGGUCACGCCCCUCACCCCGUUUGACCUUAAGUCAUGAAAUGUAGUAGAUCGAUCCCUGUCUUCACAAGGAACAAGUUUGUCUCGGGACCCAUAAGUUCCGCCAUGGUGAAUUUUCCGCCAUUUUGAAUUGUGUGAAAAACAGUUAACACUACUCUUCUGUUACCGAAUGACCGAUCUGCACAAAACUUGAUAUGUGGCAUUUAUGGAAAACGAUCUCUCAAUGUAAUAUUUGACUGGUAGCUACAACAACAUGGCCGCUAUUGACCAAUAAACAUUCACGUGGGUGUGGUCUGGCACAUAACUGCAUAUAAAUCAGCCAAGAACAUUCAUAUCGACCUUGCGGUGGCGCUAUAACAGGUGGCGCUAUAACAUCUGUUGCUCUAUUUGACUUAGUGAUGAAAUUUGGCACACAUGUUUAGGGAUAUGAGCUAACCCACACGAUAUCUCAGACACCACUGGCACAAUUUUGAUGAAAUUUGGGUGAAUGAUUAGUCAUGCCAUAGAGAUCUGGCAUUGACAAAAUGACACUUAUUGGGCCGGGGGGGAAGGGGGCUAUAGUAAUCAACUGUACAUACGUUAGUCAUUCGUGGGGGAUGACAUGUUUACUGUUGCCUUAUUUCAAGGUAUCUUGGUAGUCAAUAUUCUAAGAUUGUCAUAUUGUGUAUUAUUUCUUUGAUCAUGCUAACUUAAAUCUCUGCUCUUCUCUUGAAUCAUGGUUGUACAAUUUGAAAUAAAUGUAAUCUGUUUUUGAAGUAUUUAACUCUGAUCCUUUGUAAAUUAAUAGUCACCCCAAGGCUUAACAAAGCCAUCGCCGUUGAUCAUUGCUACAAGAGAACACAAAAAAGAACGAGCACCCAGUCUGUUUUCAAUUGGUUUUCCUAAAGGGCACACUUUGAGAAAAUAGGCCUAACCUUUAAUUAAAUGCAAAUGGAGGGUAAAUUAAACUUGGCAUCUUCAAUCGACUUGUUAAACAUGUUAAUGAAACAUUUUCAUUAUGCCUCAGCUAUGGCAGAGGUCAUGUUCACAGUUUUCACAAGUCAAAUUGGGGAUGGCAAGAGUCAAUCUAUUGUAAAGAAAACACAUUCCAUGCAUUUGUUUAUGGUAAAGAGUGUUUUAAACUAAAGUGUAAGCGUUACCCAUCAAGUGUAAGCGUUACAUGGCUUGAUAAUAGGUCUACUAUUCUUUUUUUUAACUAUAUGUAAUCACAUCCUUUGCCGCUUUUCAGUGGCAAUGUAGAAAUGAUGCCAACGACGCGCAGGGAAACAUGCGUCACUCAUGAUGUAGGCUCAAGUUUACUUUGCCCAAAUGGUCAAUAAAAUCCUGCCUUUUAUUGUCAAA
This is a messenger RNA of Oncorhynchus nerka (sockeye salmon), 3817 nucleotides long. RefSeq names its product tetratricopeptide repeat protein 24. The record is from RefSeq and is a predicted model, not a curated record. The coding region runs from base 272 to 2029 and encodes 585 amino acids. NCBI's taxonomy places the organism in Eukaryota, Metazoa, Chordata, Actinopteri, Salmoniformes, Salmonidae. Gene Ontology annotation, molecular function: protein binding. The transcript is spliced from 13 exons.